Molecule: messenger RNA, 10310 nt
Organism: Sardina pilchardus (European sardine)
Lineage: Eukaryota; Metazoa; Chordata; Actinopteri; Clupeiformes; Clupeidae
Gene: rev3l
Product: REV3 like, DNA directed polymerase zeta catalytic subunit
Exons: 32
Coding region: 792-10097 (3101 amino acids)
Biological process (GO): double-strand break repair via homologous recombination; error-prone translesion synthesis
Cellular component (GO): zeta DNA polymerase complex; nucleus
Molecular function (GO): nucleotide binding; DNA-directed DNA polymerase activity; DNA binding
Source: RefSeq, a predicted model, not a curated record
ACUGCAGUGUUUUAGCAAGCGAGUAGCCUGCAAGCAGUGGGGGUAGAGAACAGGGGAGGGUCUACCGAGUGGGAAUGGUGCUGAUCGGGGUUACCGAACUGUGUUGUGAUCGUAUUACAGAAGAGAGGGAAAGGUUGUCUGUAAUGGCACAUUGCUAACACACAGCAAGAGAGAGCUGCUACACUGGAUUUUCCUAUCGAGAGGAUUUCGCACCGGUCCGUUAUUUAGCUAGGGUUUGAGAAGACGUUACGGAGCCACCACCAUGUCAUCCGAAUGGAUUUUCGGUAACUGCUGGAUACACACACGAAAGUGAAAAUCAACAGAACGUUACUCGUCUGCGGCUGCUUCGCUCCUAAAGGCUAGCGUUGCCUCUCACUAUGGCCGAAUGUUCAUCCGAACUGGAUGCUAAGACAGUCCGCGUGAAAACACGUUUUUGUCUAGUUCACAGAAUGCGCUGGUCACGGUAGAUAUGAUUGUCGUCAACCAAGCAUUGAACUGCAACAAGCAAAGGUUUUAACCCUACAUUGCUGUAUGACCACCAGCCUCCAUUACAGCGGAUGGUCUCAACAGCUGGAGGUUGGAUUACUGUUUCUCUGUAUAAUGUUUCAGUAUAGUGACACUCAGCGUGCAUCUAUAAAAAUACCCAAGCAUUGGACUGUGAUCAUGUGCAUCUAAAGGAUCUUGCGGUGUUUUGACCUUCUUGUUGGCGGUGUAAUUUUCGUAAACACGUCGAUCCUCAGGCGUGCCCACAGUGCCAUAUCGUGCUAAGGAAAGUAAAAGUAUCAUCAAUCAUGUUUUCGGUCCGCAUUGUCAAUGCUGAUUAUUACUUAGCUUGUCCUAUUAAGGAUUUGGACGUGUGCCAUUCGGAAUUCAGAGAAACUGGAGUGAAGAGGGUGCCUGUCGUCCGGAUCUUCGGGGCAACACCUGGUGGCCAGAAGACGUGUCUGCACCUCCACGGCAUCUUCCCCUACAUUUACGUCCCGUACGAUGGCAUCAGCGCGCAGCCCGAGCGCUACCUGCACCAGGUGGCCUACAGCAUCGACAGAGCCCUCAACGUCUCCAUGGGCAACCCUUCCUCCAACGCCCAGCACGUCUUCAAGGUGACGCUGGUGUCUGGCAUGCCUUUCUAUGGGUACCACGCCAAAGAGAAGCCCUUCAUGAAGAUCUACCUGUACAAUCCGCAGAUGGUUAAGAGGGUGUGUGAGCUGCUGCAGGGAGGAGCGGUGAUGAACAAGAGCUUCCAGCCGCACGAGGCCCACAUCCCCUACCUGCUCCAGCUCUUCAUCGACUACAACCUGUACGGCAUGAACCUCAUCAACCUGGGAGCCGUCAAGUUCCGCCGCCGCCCACCACAAGCUGGGGAGGACUCUGCGGUGGCAGGGGGCAGUCAGGGCCCCAGCAGCACGCACCCCCAGUGCCCCUGGAAGAGCCUCAACACCUCCAAACUCAACGAGAGCGCGCUGGGGGGAUCCUUCACUCGCUGGGAUGAGGACGCACUGCCCUGCUCUCUGGUUCUGGAGGCGGUGGCGAGGCAGAGCACGUGUGAGCUGGAGGUGGACGCCGUGGCCGUAGACGUGCUGAACCGUCUGGAGAUCGAGAAUCAGAUAGGGAGGAACCCGGGACUACAGGCCAUCUGGGAGGACGAGAAGCAGCGGCGGAGAGAGAAGAACGAGUCUUCCCAAAUCGAAACCCCCGAUUCCCAGGAUCGCGGGCUGCUAGAUGAUGUGGAGAGUGAGAGGAUCUUCAUGAAGAGACUCAAGGAGAUUCUACGUGAAAACUCAUUCAAUGUGACCCAGUCUGGGGACAGCGAGGAGGACGAGCCCUUCCCUGGUCUCUCACUACACCCCGAUGUCCUGCCCCCACAGGACCUGCACGCUCCUCCCGCUAGCCAGGUGGAGACGCACAGGGACACGGCCACAGAUACCAAGAGACCUGGUGGGCGGGAAGCUGACUCGGCCAUUGUAGAUGAAGAGGCCAUUCUCAGUCUACUGGAGAACAGUCAGACCUUUCUUCCCCUCUCACAAUCAUCCAAUCAGUCCGGACUGGAGAACAGCCAGGACAGGGCCUUGGAUGAACUCCUGGCUGGGUUUGAGGACCCGAGGUUUCAGGCUGAUGUGGGCAGGCAGGUCACCAACAGUGGGAGCUGCCCUUACAACAGCGACGAGGAGGAGGCAGGACCGGAGAUGGAGAGGGAGGAGGCGGAGCUGAGUAUGCUGAUGUCACAGAGAUGGGAUAAUGACAUUCCUGAGCAGUCAUCAAGACAAAGACUCAGUCUCAAGGACAAGGGUGAGGGCUCCAGUGAGGACCAGCAGGACUCAUCAGAGGAGGAGAUGGACUGGAGUGGAAAUAACUCCCUCUUCGCUGACCUGUCAAUACCCCAGUUGGAUGGGGCUGCAGAUGAGAACAGUGAUGCAUCACCGAAGGACAAAAGCUCCAGGAAUCAUUCAUCGCUGCCUGCUACCGACCAGAUUCUUGCCAAGCGGAAUCCCUUCCAGAGUGACGCUGUCCACAUGGAGCCCCCAUCCUCAGCCAAAAUCCUUCUGGACUGCACACAUCCUGAGCACAGGCAGGCCCUGGCCCCUGAAAGAGAGGAAUCAUUAGACAAGCACUUUAUCUCGAAAGGCUCCAUCAGUCAGGAGAGCAGUGAAUGUUCAACUGGAUUUAAAGUCAAUAAAGAGAUACCUUACAUUCAGCCAGUGAAACACCCCAUCCCCUGCAGCAUGGCCAACAGAGCAGAGGUGUCCCCUAUUGGUGUGGAAAAAAUGGCUGUGCACCCCCUGUACAACUAUGAAAGCAGUACUAUUGCCCUGAACAAGUCAGACCCAGACAGCCUACCCUUUGGAAAUGGAAAAAUUACUCAGAGUAGGAAAAAGUACAGCAGUAUUAAAAACAUGGAAAAGAACCACUUGUCUCUUCUCCAAAACCACAGGAGCUUCUCGUUGUGUUACUCUGAGUUAAUGAGCUGCCCCACAACAGCAGACAUUGAACUGAGCCAGAAAGAUUGUAAGAGUCCUGUGCCAAGGAGUCUGGAGCAGGCAUCAAGUCCCAUGGAGGAGAGCAUGCUCCUGGAUCCUCAAGAAGGUGAGAUGGGCAGUGAUGGGGAGGAGGGCGACGUUGGCGAGUUGAAAAUCAGGUAUGAGGAUUAUCAGGAGAACAAGACCGAGCGAACCAUUGUGGCACAGCAGGAGGCCCACUAUAAGUUUUUCCCAAGUGUCAUACUCUCAAACUGCCUCACUAGACCAGCAAAAAAGAAUGUAAUGAGUAAAACUGGGGAUAGUUCUGGAAAACCCAGUCAGCCAGAGCAGAGACGAUCCAGGCUAAAGCUCAGCAAAAAGGCCAUUCGUGCUGCCACCCAGAGGAAAGCUAAUGUUGUGGACAGCCCCACCCCUGAUGUCCAACCUCCAAAGGAUGACACAGACUUUACAGCAAUUACACCUGUUUGUCCAAAGAGUGUAGAAAGUAAUGAGGAGAUGGAGACUCCAGAGAUGGAGACAUCAGAACCUAAGACUGAAGGUCAUGUACCUGACGAACCAGUGGAGGCUCCCAUUGAAGACAGAUUAACACCGCUCACUGAGCUACCAGCCAAAGUGGCUUGCACUAAAGUGUCAAGUUUGCCAGGUAGCAAAUACACUUUGAGGGCAAAGCGGAAAAUGAGCUAUGACAGUGAGGAUGGAGAGCACUCUAGCGCAAUUCUAAAGCAGGCUACCUCAGUACCAGAAAACCUGAAAGACAACUGUGUACUCAGUGGGCAGGAGUUCAAGAAUCAAAAGCGGAGAAAGAUUUCCAAGAAAGAGCCACCAAUCAUCAUAAAGUACAUAAUCAUCAACAGAUUCAAAGGUCAGAAGAACAUGCUGGUGAAAAUGGCUAAAGUGAACGCAGAAGAGCCGCAUGUGACCUUGACACCAGAUAAAUUGGAACAAUAUAACAGACUGGCCCCUUUAAAAACCUUCUGGCCCAAGGUGCCAGAGUCAACUGCAGUUAAGUUUCCACCCUGUGAACAAAAGAUAAAGAAACCCUCAAAAAAGAAGGCCAAAGUUAACCCCACUACAAAGAAAGCUAACCCUCCUGCCCCUCCAAAAGCCAGAAGUAAGCCAGGUGUCAAAGUUCAGAAUGGCAAAAAUGCAUUACCUAUACCCAGCCUGCCAGCUCCUUGGCCUUGUUACAAUGACCUCACUGAUGACUACUCAACGGAGUAUUCAGAUGUGAUGGUUGAGUUAGGUUAUCUGUCUGACAGGGCUCCUAGUCCCACUGACUCAACACCACCACGUUGUUGGUCCCCAUCUGACCCCAUCAUGGAAUCCACCUUCAAUGAUCACUUGAUCAAUCCAUUCAAUGAUCCCUGUCUAGGCUUCCCAUAUCAAGACACCACAUCAGAUUUGCAAGGCCAAGGGUCUCAGCGCAAAAGUCGCACAACCAAGCCCAGGAAGGCAGCUACUGUAAGUCCAAGAAGAAAGACUAAGGCCACCAAGCAGUCAGACCCUCCGCCUGCCAAAGAUAAUACAAAGCAGGCCAGUACUCAAGGUAAUGGAAGGAAACAGAAGAAAGAUCUGGAGACGACCCCUUUAUGUGGUCAGGAUGAUUCCUCAAGUAAAAAUACUAGAAAGUCCCGUAAAAAGAAACCAGUGAAUGAAACAGUAGCCUCCAUUGACAGGAACUGUGAAGAUGCAAGGUCCGUAAAUCAGGAGGGCACUCUGCCUGCUUCUGAAUCCUCAUCAGUUGAGGGCUCUUCCCUACAGACGUCAGCAGCGAUGUUGGGUGAUAAUAGUUCAGUUGUUGUCAAAGACACAAGAACUCAGACUGUGACAACUUUUAUUGAGCCAAAGAUUGAGAAGAGUGAAAUUAACAUCAGUGAGCCAUACCAAAGUGUAGCACUUAAUCUCAAAACACAGGUGGACGAUGAGACCAGUACACCAGCUGCUCAGUCAGAGAAAUGCAGCCAGAGUUCCUCUAUUCAGUUUGAAAGUGAGAGAUUUCAAAGGAGCCAGUCCUCUCCAGCCUCUGGAAGUAUUGGAUAUCCUUGCUCUGUCAUAACAUACAGUAGAUCUGUGUCACAGACUUCAAACCCCAAGUCUGAGUCAGUGCCCAGUCCACCAAAUCCCUAUGAAUUCAAAAGUGAACCAUCUGACCUUGAGGAGGGCGCAGACAGUUCACAGGUGCCAGAGAUUGCUCUAAAGGCUGCAGCUAAGGCAAGAAGGCGUACUUCAAGGAAGAAGGAGAAGAGUGAAGAAGCUAACACUCCGUCUGAAACUUUUCAGAAUAAAUCCAACCCUGCGGUGCCAACAAGUGGUCAUGAAUCGUUACCCAAAGAUGAAAAACCCCAUACAGGCCCAAGAAAUGGAGAGAUCCCUCUGACAACUGAAAUGCCUUCAGGGCUUGCUGUUUUGAAGGAGCUUCUACAGAAAAGACAGAGAUUGGGACAGAGCCAAGAAGCUCAAGCUGCCUCACAGACUCCAAACACCACUGCAUCAACUGAUACUGCCACAAAUUCUGAGAACAAGUCAUCAAAAGCGAAGAGGGCCCCAUCCACCACUGUGCGAAAGCCAAGGGCACCAAGAAACCAAACUCCAAAGGAGAAAAAACCAAGGAGCAGGAAAAAUCAAAACUGCAAGCAGGAAAACAUUAAGAUUGAGCCCCCUUUAUCCGAUGGUAGCCCAACUUUCCCAACAGACCAUGGUUUCGACAGCUGCUAUUCAAUAGAGGACAGUUUAUCACCAGAACUCCCUCAUAACUACAACUUUGACAUAAAUGCCAUUAGCCAAACAGACUUUUCCAGUCUCUACUCAGGCAGUCAGUUUGUGGUUGCUGACAAGAUUCUGCCACAAAAGUUCCUGAGUGAUUUCAACCAGGAAGCAAUCUCUGCUCUAAACAUGGGAUUGAAAAGCAUUGAGGAAAGGACACUGUCUGGAGAAGAUCCCAAGCCUGCGCCAGAAUGGCUGAGGUCAGGUCCUACUAGCCCCGACCUCUUUGACAAGACAUCAGGAGAAAAUGGAGAAAUCAUCUCUGGCAAUUUAUCUCUGUCUCUGCUUGAGCCUGAUAGGAGGGGAAAAGACUGGGCAUCAUUGGGGAAGCAUCACAGUCUUAGUCAUUUCCAAGACUUUCACUGUGAAAAAAGAGACUUCCUCUUUGCUCUGGACUCUUUCCUGCCUUUAACCUCAGCUUCGUUUGCAGAAAGUGGUGCUUCCCCAGUGGGUGACCUGGAUGGGAAUGACGCCAUGUCCACGACCACACCCAGCAGCUCUCCACGUUCUGUUAGUUCACUUUCACAGGUGAGGGCUUGCAGCCAGUCCCUUAAGGGUGCUGGAGGAGCCCACAUCCUCAAACCUCUCAUGUCACCCCCAAGCCGAGAGGAAAUCGUCAGCACCCUCCUCAGUCUAGACCUUUCGGAGGCUACCUACCAGGAGCCAUUUUGCAGUGAUCCAUCAGAUGCUCCUCUAAGACCCAGGGAAAUCGGUGGACGCAAACUGACAAUUGAGACCAGACUAGCAAAUGAGCUGAAUGAGUUUAACGGGGAUUUGUCAGUCGAGGGUCUUCAGUUCUGGAAGGCUGCUUUCUCUGCAAUGACCAAACCAGGUUCCUCAUCAACAUAUGGAACUGAGACAUCAGAGGCAACCAAGGACCAGAAAGAACUCAGUCCAUCCUCUGGUGAUCAGAAAGUCAUCCUGCUGCCCUGCAGAAGUGCUCCAAGCCGAGAGCGAGUACAGAUAUGGCUGCAGGCAAAGAAACAGUUUGAACAGCUUCAAAGACAAAGGAGAGCCACUGUUGCUCAAGAGAUAACAGAGUUGACAAGGGAAAGAAAUCAUCAAAUGGUUGAAAGUGUGCCUAGUUGUGGAGCUAAUUCUGAAAAAGACCAAAUCAGGAUUGAGAGGAGCUCCCCGUUGCGGGUUAUCAGGAAAAGAGGUUUAAAUCUGUCCAUCCGUAAAAGCCAGCAUCAUGCAGCAGAGCCUGGGAGCCCCCCCAAGGAGGUGAAAUCAGAGAGGGACACGUACUCAAAGGACGAGGAUGACGAGCAUUAUGACUAUUCUGAACAAUCCAUAUCCCCUGACUCUCCUGUGUUGCCACCAUGGCAACGCACAGUUCUACCAAGCUCUACACCAAGAAAUGAUGACGCAGAGCAAAGGGAAAUCAAACAAGCAUUGUCAUCUCCCAGUCCUGGUGACCUUCAUGAUGAAGAUGGCAUCUCCUCUGAAAACAGGCCCCAGAAAGAGUUUCUCUCUCCUUCUCCAUUACGGAUCAAGUCGAUGGACGAGGACAGUGCCAGUCCUUACCUGCUGCACAGUACACCAGUUACCAGCAGAAGAAGAAGCAAAGCUGAGCCAACAUCCACGUGUACCAGCAGUCCACCCUUGACUGAAGAAAUGGAGCCCCGCUCUCAGAGACUACAGCAGAGGAGAGGAAGCCAUACAGAUGCAUUGAGGAGAGUACUCCUGACCACUCAGAUGAAGAAUCAGUUCACCGCAAUGAAUGUUGUAAAGAAAGACAACUCUCAAAUUGAGGGACCAUCCAUCUGCAACUCUUAUGGCUUCAAGGUCAGCAUGCAGAAUCUGCAGGAGGCCAAAGCGCUCCAUGAGGUGCAGUAUAUGACCUUGAUGUGUAUGGAACUCCAUGCACGGACGCGCCGGGACCUGGAGCCAGACCCCGAGUUCGACCCCAUUUGUGCCUUAUUCUACAGCUUCAGCUCAGACGCCCCCCUGCCUGAGUCGGACAACAUGCAGGUGACCGGUGCCAUCGUGGUGGACAAAGACUGCCACUCCCGGGAGCAAGGUUCAAGAAGUACAGCACCUCUCCUGGUUCGAUCAGGUGUUUCAGGAUUGCAUGUCACUUACGCCUCAGACGAGAAGGAGCUCUUUCAGGAAGUCACCAGUAUCAUUCGGAAAUAUGACCCAGACAUCCUACUCGGCUACGAGGUGCAGAUGCAUUCCUGGGGCUACCUCCUCCAGCGGGCGUCGACACUGGGGGUGGACCUGUGCCAGCAGCUCUCGCGAGUGCCAGAUGAUGCAAAGGAGAACCGCUUCACAGCAGAGAAGGACGAGUAUGGUGCCGACACCAUGACGGAGAUCCACAUUGUUGGGCGCAUUGUCCUCAACCUCUGGAGGGUGAUGAAAACUGAGGCGGCACUGACUAGCUUCAGCUUUGAGAACGUGGCCUUUCAUAUUCUGCACCAGCGCUUUCCCUUUUUCAACCAUCGGACCCUCUCUGACUGGUUUGACCACACCACUGACCUCUACAGAUGGAAGGUGGUGGACCACUAUGUGAGCCGUGUGUGCGGCUGCAUGCAGCUUCUGCAGCAGCAGGACAUCAUCGGCAGGACCAGUGAGCUCGCGCGAGUCUUCGGCAUCCAGUUCUACCACGUGCUGACCAGAGGCUCACAGUAUCGCGUGGAGUCCAUGAUGCUGCGGCUGGCCAAGCCCAUGAACUACAUCCCCGUGACGCCCAGCACGCAGCAGAGGGCCCAGCAGAGGGCGCCGCAGUGCAUCCCGCUGGUCAUGGAGCCCGAGUCGCGCUUCUACAGCAACUCGGUGGUGGUGCUGGACUUCCAGUCCCUCUACCCCUCCAUCGUCAUCGCCUACAACUACUGCUACUCCACCUGCCUCGGACACGUGGAGAGCCUGGGGACACAUGAUGAAGUCAAGUUCGGCUGCACUUCUCUUCGUGUUCCACCCGAUCUGCUCUAUGAGCUCCGCAACGACAUCACAGUCUCUCCCAAUGGCGUUGCUUUUGUAAAGCCCUCCGUGCGUAAGGGUGUGUUGCCCGGCAUGCUGGAGGAGAUCCUGAAGACGCGGAUCAUGGUCAAGCAGUCCAUGAAGGCCAACAAAGGCGACCGCGCCCUCACGCGCCUGCUGCACGCCCGCCAGCUGGGCCUCAAGCUCAUCGCCAACGUCACCUUCGGCUACACGGCCGCCAGCUUCUCGGGCAGGAUGCCCAGCGUUGAGGUGGGCGACAGUAUCGUCCAUAAAGCCCGAGAGACCUUGGAGAGGGCAAUCAAGCUCGUCAAUGACACUAAGAAGUGGGGAGCGCGAGUCGUUUACGGAGAUACAGACAGCAUGUUUGUGCUCCUGAAGGGAGCCACCAAAGAGCAGGCGUUCAAAAUUGGCAAUGAGAUUGCAGACGCAGUGACUGCCACCAACCCAAAACCAGUCAAGCUCAAAUUUGAGAAGGUUUACCUCCCCUGCGUUCUCCAGACUAAGAAGCGCUACGUGGGCUACAUGUAUGAGAGUCUGGACCAGAAGGACCCCGUGCUCGACGCCAAGGGAAUCGAGACGGUUCGCCGAGACGGCUGCCCGGCUGUUGCCAAGAUCCUGGAGCGCUCCAUCAAGCUGCUGUUUGAGACGCGCGACAUCAGCCAGGUGAAGCAGUACGUCCAGCGGCAGUGCGUGAAGAUCCUGGAGGCCAAGGCCAGCAUGCAGGACCUCACCUUCGCCAAGGAGUACCGCGGCAGCAGCUCCUACAGACCUGGGGCCUGUGUACCAGCGCUGGAGCUCACCAGGCGGAUGAUGGCACAUGACCGGCGGCUGGAGCCGCGGGUGGGUGAGCGGGUGCCCUACGUGAUCGUGUACGGCUCGCCCGGCGUGCCCCUCAUCCAGCUGGUGCGGCGCCCCCUGGAGGUGCUGCAGGACCCCGGCCUCCGCCUCAACGCCACCUACUACAUCAGCAAGCAGAUCCUGCCGCCGCUGGCGCGCAUCUUCACCCUCAUCGGCGUGGACGUCUUCGGCUGGUACCAGGAGCUGCCUAGGGUUCAGAAGGCCUGGUGCUCUGCCUCGGCAGGGGGUGCUGGCCGAGAGGAGUCGGGCCGGAAGGGCACCAUCUCCCAGUACUUCACCACGCUGCACUGCCCGGUGUGUGACGAGCUGACCCAGCUGGGCGUGUGCGAGCGCUGCCGCGCCGAGCCGCAGCGCGUGGCCGUCACCCUGCACCAGGAGCUGCGCCUGUGGGAGAGCCAGCAGGACCAGCUGCUCAAGAUUUGCAGGAACUGCAGUGGGAGUGUUGAGCGGCAGGUCCCCUGUGUGUCGCUGGACUGUCCUGUCCUCUACAAGCUGUCCCGGGUCAACCGUCAGCUGUCCAAGGGCCCUUACUUGCGGCAGCUCUUGGAGCAGUUCUGAGCGGCCCAAGUGCAAACACAGCUUCUUUUGGUGCUAAUCGCUGUUUUAAAUCAGUGUUUCAAGCGUCUGUGGACUUUUUGUUUUUGUUUUUUGUUUCGUUGGUGGUGCUUUCAUUUGACUCCUCUGGAGUUCCACUGUGUUUGCGUCAUGUCGACAUGAGUAUUUCUGCACACUCAAACUGGGUAUGGGGUGCCCAUAUGGGGUGAGGGUUUG